Messenger RNA from Epithele typhae, 2901 nucleotides. Its product is annotated as WD40 repeat-like protein. Lineage: Eukaryota; Fungi; Basidiomycota; Agaricomycetes; Polyporales; Epitheliaceae. Gene Ontology annotation, molecular function: protein binding; RNA binding. The transcript is spliced from 8 exons. Gene Ontology annotation, biological process: positive regulation of transcription by RNA polymerase I; positive regulation of rRNA processing. Bases 1 to 2901 code for a protein of 966 amino acids. Gene Ontology annotation, cellular component: nucleolus. The record is from RefSeq and is a predicted model, not a curated record.
AUGCCUGUGGUUGUCGACCGGACGCGUGCCAUGACUGCGUCCGUCGUCCGUCUGUCUCCUCUCAAGCCAUCUGCUGCACACGAUGCUCCAACGGACGUCCCUCGACGCAAGCGCAAGGCGAACAAGGGCAAGGAGGUCGAGGAGGCUGAGGAGGAAGCUUGGGCUUGGCGGUCCUUGACCGACUCCUCUGUGAGUAGGGUUCCGCCAGUGUUUACGAGGGACGGGAGCUACUUUUUCUCGGCCGUCGGGGCAGCGGUGAAGAUCCACUCCACAGCGACUGGGGAGAUUGUUUCGACGCUCACUCCUCCAUCGAACAAUGUUGCCGGCCCCACGGGAGAAAACCUGCCUCAAGAUGCGGUCACGGCCGCCGUGCUCAAUCCCCACAACCAGUUCCAGUUGAUCACAAGCUCUUUGGACGGGUGCCUUCGCGUCUGGGACUUCCUCGACGGCUCGCUCCUCCAGACUAUCGCUACUUUUCGGCCCAUCUUCCAUCUUGCGGUGCAUGAGAGCUUUCCAGGGUACGUGUUCAUCGCAUCUGCGUUGCCGUCCAAGAGGAAGAACGCAUCUGGAGCUACGACUGCGGAGGACAACUUCGUGGUUCAACGCGUCUCGUUAACUGCGAGCGCAGAUACCGCAAGCUCGUCCGUUCAGACGUCUUCGGAGGCCUUUACUGUGGGCAAGACAAGAGCUACGACUGGACUCGCGACUGCGGACACUAAGGCGGGCUUCACGAAGUUUGUCUCUCCCGAGAAGCUCACCUGCUUGGCGUUCCAUCCCUCCGAGGAGUACUUUGCGACCGGAGACGCCAGUGGCUGCAUCCGACUGUGGUACUGUCUCAACGAAUCCGCGACUAUCAAGACUUCCGGAGUCGGGAAAACCGCUCAGACGACCACGCUACAUUGGCACGCUCAUGCUGUCUCGUCCCUCGCCUUCACUGCAAACGGAGCGUAUCUUCUCAGCGGUGGCGAAGAAGCGGUGCUCGUCCUCUGGCAGCUUCAUUCUGGAAGGAAGGAGUUCGUUCCUCGUGUCGGGUCGCCGAUUGUCCACGUCACUCUUGUCAGCGUCGGUGGAGAGGAGGAAUAUCUGUUGGGCCUCGCGGACGCUUCAUUUGCAUUCGUGCGCGCCUCGACGCUCAAAAUUUCGCGGUCGAUAUCCCGCAUAAAACUAGACCCGGCCGUCUCGUACGAUCGACCAUCGGCAUCCUCCUCGGUCCCUCUCGCCGUACACUCACAGUCCUCCACCCUAAUACUCCCGUCCUCCCAUCCAUCAUCCCUACAAACUUUCUCCCCGUCAUCCUCCAAGCUCGUCUCAGAACUAGAAGUGUCGCCUUCAAAUCGAAUCUCAAGACGAGAUGACAAGCCAUUAGAACCUUCCCGAGUCGAGCGCGUCAUUCUAUCCGAUGAUGGAGUCUGGAUGGCCACAAUUGAUGAGAGGGAAGGCGACGAAACAUUCCGGAGUGAGGUAUACCUGAAAAUCUGGCAGUGGGAUCGCAAGUCCGGCUUCUGGAUAUUGAACACCCGCAUUGAUCGCCCGCAUGGUGUGAAGAAGGUCACCGGAGCCGCAUUUAGGCGAGGAUCAUGGGACUCCGACGGUUUGCUGUUGGCGACUGUUGGACGGGACGGGGACAUUAAGACCUGGAGGGUGCGGUCGGUGAAGACUAAGUCCGACGGGUUGGAAGAAUUCUGGGUCGCGCGCUCCACGUUUCGAUUCCGCACCGAGACACCGUCAGACAUAGCAUGGUCUCCAGAUGGCUCACUACUUGCUGUCUGCGUCGGAGCUCACGUCGCCAUCUACGAGUCGGAGACGAACACACUAUGUCAAGUCCUCACCUGUCCCGACUGUCCCAGUACAACAUCGGUGCAUUUUGUCGGAAGAAGUGGACGUUACUUGGUUGUCGGUGGGCCUCGGGACAUCCAACUGUGGGAUCUCGUCUUCCAGAGCUUACGCUGGCGAUAUCGCAGCGCUGCUGGUCUGGAAUCUGUGGUGUCUCAUCCAUCAGAAGAACAGUUUAUUGCGGUAGAGCGCAUGCCUCCGUCAACCACUUCGUCGACUCCUUCAACUCGUGUCCUGGUUUUCCAGACGCUAUCGUCCAACCCUGUCUCUAUACGCACCCUUCCGUUCCGACUGCGCAGCAUCACUGCCGUUCCAGGAUCCGGUUUCUUCCCCACCGAUCCGUCAGGCUUCACCCUUGUGGGCAUCACUAGUGCUUGGGGCGUGGUCCUCUUCGGAGACGAUGCGCAACUACCGGAUGAAGAAGGCGGCUCGGCCCAGGCCAUCGUGGAAGAUGGAGGCUCUAACAAACGCACGCUGUUCCACGACAUCUUUGGUGCUUCUGCGUUCGCAGACCUCGCGUCUGUACCCGGCCCCUCGAAGACGACCCCAGCAGUUCAACCGUGGCGAGGGAAAGAAGUCGAGGAAAUCUUCAACUCGCCCGCGCAUCUCAUGCCUCCCCUCAAGACACUCUUCGACUCAGUCAUGGACGGCUUCCUCACCUACCGCUCUACGGAGGAAGAAGAGCCGGAAGAGCGAGAAGAUGGCGACGAGGAAGGCGAUGAAAUGGACAUCGACGAAGAAGUGGCCCCUGCCAGCAGUGUGCCUCUUGAGCGUGUUGUUGACACCCAGGAAAUGUCGGGCUUCGUCGAGCUCUUCAUGUACCAUGCGAUCAAACCGUCGUCGACUGGGUAUGUACCACAACAAAUCAAUGGCGCAUCCAAGGUCAAUAGCGUCAACGGUGCGCACGCCACGCCCAAAGCUGCGUCGAAACCUGUCGCCUCUCGACCCAACGGUUUUACACCCAGUCGGCCGGUUGAUUCCAGUGCCGAUACCGACUCUACGCCCGCUAAAGCCGGCAAGAAACGUAAAAAGUCCUUGGCUGAAAAUCAGGAUGGGGAUGUGACAUAG